AUGGUCCGAUCUAGCUACCUUCCCACAGGUGUGUCCUACUGCUUCGUCCGCGUGCCCCGCUCCAAAGCCAGCGACAAUAGGUUGAAUCGGAAGACGCCCGGUGGAAGCUGGGUCGCCAACGGGAAGCCCUGCGACAUACCGCUUCGAUAUAGGGGGUCGGUGAUCGCCGGGAUUCGGAGGAGUCUCAAAUUCUUCAAGGACAGCGAUGAUCUGAGAAAGAAGAACAAGAAGGACAGCAGCCUCGGUCUGAAGUGGAUAAUGCAUGAGUACAGCCUCGACCCCAGCUUGUACGAGACGAUCCCCUCCUACGCGACCGAGGAGAUAAUCCUGUGCCGGAUCACAGACAUGUUAGCAUAA
Messenger RNA from Musa acuminata subsp. malaccensis (wild Malaysian banana), 357 nucleotides. Its product is annotated as NAC domain-containing protein 74-like. NCBI's taxonomy places the organism in Eukaryota, Viridiplantae, Streptophyta, Magnoliopsida, Zingiberales, Musaceae. Gene Ontology annotation, biological process: regulation of DNA-templated transcription. The record is from RefSeq and is a predicted model, not a curated record. Gene Ontology annotation, molecular function: DNA binding.